AUGCGGAGCUGCCUCCCCUGGAUCAGAUGGGGACGAUUCAUGAGUAACGGCAGACUGGCCCCGGGACUGACUUUAUCUUUCCUUGUCUGUCUCUUGUAGGCUGACCAGUUGACCGAGGAGCAGAUCGCAGAGUUCAAGGAGGCCUUCUCCCUCUUCGACAAGGAUGGAGAUGGCACCAUCACCACCAAGGAGUUGGGCACAGUGAUGCGGUCCCUGGGACAGAACCCCACUGAAGCUGAGCUGCAGGACAUGAUCAAUGAGGUGGAUGCAGACGGGAACGGGACCAUCGAUUUCCCGGAGUUCCUGACCAUGAUGGCCAGAAAGAUGAAGGACACAGACAGCGAGGAGGAGAUCCGAGAGGCCUUCCGAGUCUUUGACAAGGACGGGAACGGCUACAUCAGUGCUGCUGAGCUGCGUCACGUCAUGACGAACCUGGGAGAGAAGCUGACCGACGAGGAGGUGGACGAGAUGAUCCGAGAGGCCGACAUCGAUGGGGACGGUCAGGUCAACUAUGAAGAGUUUGUACAGAUGAUGACCGCAAAGUGA
Molecule: messenger RNA, 546 nt
Organism: Elephantulus edwardii (Cape elephant shrew)
Lineage: Eukaryota; Metazoa; Chordata; Mammalia; Macroscelidea; Macroscelididae
Gene: CALM3
Product: calmodulin 3 (phosphorylase kinase, delta)
Exons: 4
Molecular function (GO): enzyme regulator activity; calcium ion binding
Source: RefSeq, a predicted model, not a curated record